GUGCGGUUGUCGAUGCGGCAAAUGGCAGUCGCACGACGUACCUUCCUGUAGCUGUGCGGUUGUGAGUUCGAACAAAGAUUUCCUUGUUGUUCUUCUGGCGUGAUGGAUACUGAGGUUAAAGGUUUCCUGUUCCCAAAAACGUUGCACGAGCGUGGUCAGCGAUGCACUGGAAGAAGCAAUGUGGAGUCACUGAGAGAUUCUCGCCGCAGACUCCCGAGAAAAGCAGAUGCCUCAUCCAAGCAGAGUGCACUGAGUGACAGAAGUGUGCGGAUCGCCCUUUCGAAGGCCCUCUUGUAAAAUGAUAGAGCAUACUUCCGCGCCGAAUAACAGCUCGAUGGGAUCAGCGACCGAAAAUUGCGGAUCAGUCAGUGAGACCUUCAAUGUGCGGCCAUGUAGUUUUGCAUGUCGUAGCUGCUCCUUGAUAAAGCGAAAGACGUGGCAGGAUGAAAGCAACAGCGAUAAUUCGAGCUCCAUUGAUCCUGGAGACGGAUUAUUACCGAUGAUGGACAAGAAUAUGUCUCGAAACGAUGGCCAGUCUUCAAACGCGCCCGAAAAUGAUCGGAUUUUCAGACGCGGCAGCGUCGAUUUGGUGGAAAAAUCAUUUCCCGAGGAGGAGGAUUCAUUCGGAGGAGCGGUAUUUGACUUCUCAGCCUUGAGCUUUGUCAAAUAAAAUAAAUCAUUCAACAGGCUAUGCUGCACUUGAUCGAGAAGCGCUAAACGGGUUUUGACGGCGUGGAGAGUGAUGUUGGCCAUCCCUAUCUUUUUUAAAUUAGCCGCUGAUCUGGUCAUGCGACCGUGGAUGUCACUCUGAGCGGUCAGCAAGGUAUUUAUUUCAUCACUCAGAUUUUACUUACUUACGUUCUCUCUUUGUUCUUUUAGAUAUAACGCGCACUGAACGCGAUGAUACUCCCGAACAAGCAAAUCGGGGAAGGUGAAUCCGGCUCGAAGGACCAGCAAUGUUCGAAAGCGAAUCAAAGCGAGAGCGGCAGCGAGAAAAAUUUGAGC
Acromyrmex echinatior (Panamanian leafcutter ant) is the source of this 1005-nucleotide messenger RNA. RefSeq lists its product as uncharacterized. Lineage: Eukaryota; Metazoa; Arthropoda; Insecta; Hymenoptera; Formicidae. The record is from RefSeq and is a predicted model, not a curated record.